AUGAACACCGGCGGUCUUGCUCAAAUGUCGCACAACGAUUUUACUUCCACAACCGGUUUGGGCAUGCCCACCGGAGGCCUAGCUUCACGCCGCGGUGGACAGAAUAUCAAACCACUAUCCUUUGACACCAUCAAGUCAUCUGGUGAUGUUCAGGAUAACGGAGUUCCCACGCCGCGCACAAGCCGAGGUCACCUUCUCGCCGGCCUAAGAACAGCCCCAAAGUCCGCAACUGCUGCCACUUUUGGUAAUGCCGGGAUGUCCACUCCCGGGUAUGGUAGGAAUAACGGUACUGCUGAAAACAUGUACGGCGCCUCCAAUAUGUACAAUGCUCCCAAGACGUCGCUCCCUCGCAUGGCGACCCAGCAACAGGGGGCAUACAACAUGGCAGGAAUGUCGGGUAUGAGUCAUCAGCAUUACACUCCCGAGCAAAUUCUGGCACCUCCUGAGUUCCACCUGGACGAGCAAGCACAAGACCAGAUGGACCCUGGCCUAUAUGCUCAGCUAGUCGCGGCCAACCUAUAUCUAGCUCAGCAGCAGCAACGUCUUCAGCAACAGUUGCUCAAUGUACAGUCAGCAGCCCAGCAAUUCCAGGGUCUGAAUCUCAGCGGCCAGCAGGCACUUCAGCAACAGCUUGCUCUCCAAUCUCUGUAUCAGCAACAGCAACAACUUCAAGCUAUGCAGCAACAGGCUAUGCAGCAGACAAUGCAGCAGACCAUGAAAACCUCUGUUUCUCAGAAUCUGUUCACCUACUAUGACCCCAACACUCGGAUCACCUACCUAGUUGACCCGACUACUGGUCAGAUGCAGCCUAGUAGCUAUGAGAAUCAGCCCAGCACUCCUCAAAGCGCCUACUUUCAGCAAGCGACACAAGGUACGCCGCGUGUACAGGUAUCCCCUCCUCCUGCGGAGAACUCUUUCCCGACCCAGCGCACUAUCUCGCCUCCCAAGAGGCAGGAAAUGAUGGCCGAGCCGACACCCUUGCCACCCCCUUCUGCCAACGCUUUCCGACGCGGGCACAAGAAGUCACUGUCAUCAGCCAAUGCCAACAAAGGACUCACCGUUGCUUGCGACGAGCCAAUUAACUCGAAUGGGCCGAAAACUGCUUCGCUACCGCUGACACCUCUUACAAAUGGAGGCUAUGGUCCGGGCCAGGCUCGCGCUGGUGAGCAUCCUAUUCGUCAGCCUCGUGGUCCUCCUGCCAUGGAUGAGCUCCGUGCCAAACCGACGGCCAAGCAUGAAGGAAGCAAGAAUUUUGCCGCACGUCAACGUCGAUCUGCUGUCCACAACUUGAUGAAGGCUGGCCUCGUACGCCGCAAGGGCACUGGAAGCAGCUGUGGCAGCAUGAGCCCCGUCUCAGAGAGCGCCGAGGAAACAGGGACUCCACUCACCGAUAAUGAGUCUGACUCUGGGCGUAGUGGCUCAGGCAGUUUGUCUGGUGAUGCGGAGCCUAGCUUAGCAAGUUCUCGAACUUCUGCAAGUGGCAGCUGGGGCGCUAUUGGUUCGGACCGUCCUAGCUCGCGUCAGAAAUCACGCAGGAGCGUAGACAGCCAAGCUAGCAACGGCGAGGGAGACAACAGCUUUGCCAGCGUCUUCAAGCACGGCUCUCAGCGUCAAGCCAAAGUCGACAGCCAGCCUGGUCAGCGAAAGGCCCCUAGACUCGUGCUCACAAGCGCAGAGAAGCGCAAGGGUGGCAUUCCGGUGGCUUAA
This is a messenger RNA of Xylaria bambusicola, 1707 nucleotides long. RefSeq lists its product as uncharacterized. NCBI's taxonomy places the organism in Eukaryota, Fungi, Ascomycota, Sordariomycetes, Xylariales, Xylariaceae. Bases 1 to 1707 code for a protein of 568 amino acids. The record is from RefSeq and is a predicted model, not a curated record. The transcript has a single exon.